Molecule: messenger RNA, 2089 nt
Organism: Paraphaeosphaeria sporulosa
Lineage: Eukaryota; Fungi; Ascomycota; Dothideomycetes; Pleosporales; Didymosphaeriaceae
Product: amidase signature enzyme
Exons: 2
Coding region: 289-1926 (545 amino acids)
Source: RefSeq, a predicted model, not a curated record
GCAAAGAGUAUUCCGCUAUACUGUCAUUGGUAGCCCGGGCGUUAAACUGGGUCGUUUGGGGUUCGUCCGCAACGUCAUCCGAUCACCGGCGAACAAAGCGCUGAUAAGGUGCAAACAGCAGGAAAUUACUCCAGCCAAGCCGUGACUGUUGCGGGCGAGGAUCGAAUUCUGACUGCUACGAAAACAAUGACGACAGUCAAGGACGUAUAAUGAAUCAUUGUUCUGCCCUAUAGUGCUUCAUUGACUUUACUCGCCGGGCUGCUGCUCAGCAGUAGUGCUACAGCGCAGAUGGAUAAUGCUAAUUCCUCUCUAACGCCAAAUCCACCGUUCGACGCCCGAGAAGCAAGCAUCGACGCCGUUCAUCAUGCCAUAUACUCCGGUCUCUCCACCUGUCGCGAAGUCGUCUCAGCUUUUCUUGCGCGCAUAGAGGCAUACAACCACCGCACAAAUGCCAUCAUUACCCUCAACCCAAAAGCCCUGGAGAUUGCAGACUCCAUGGAUGAAUCCCUUGCCGCAGGCAAUGCUACGGGAUCUUUGUUCUGCGUCCCUAUCCUACUGAAGGAUAAUUACGACACGGCCGACAUGCCUACCACCGGCGGAGCUCUGGCCUUGAAAGACUCUCAACCCACGGAAGACGCCCCAAGCGUGGCAGCUCUGAAAAGAGAAGGCGCGAUCAUCUUGGGAAAAGCAAAUCUGCAUGAGCUGGCACUGGAAGGAAUCUCGGUCUCGUCUCUCGGCGGCCAGACAAUCAAUCCGUACGAUUCGACACGAACCCCGGGAGGAAGCUCUGGAGGCACCGGCGCAGCAGUAGCAUCCUCCUUUUGCGUCUUCGGUACCGGAACCGACACCGUGAACUCGCUUCGCAGCCCAGCGUCCGCAAAUUCCCUCUUCAGCAUGCGUCCCACCCGUGGCUUGAUCACCCGGACAGGCAUCAUCCCCAUCUCCACAACUCACGAUGUCAUCGGCCCCAUCGCACGCACCAUCAAAGACGCCGCCGUCGCCUUAACCGCCAUGUGCAAGGCAGGCUACGACAGCACCGACAAUGCGACCGCCCUCGUCCCGCCGGCGCUGCGUAACAUCGACUAUACCUCCGAACUCUCCUCCGCUUCGCUCUCCGGCCUCCGCCUCGGCGUCCUCAACGGUUUCUUCAACCGCACCGACGCCUCCGACCCAGAAGUCGCGCCCGUGAACGCAGCCAUGGACGCCUGGCUGGCGCGGCUGACCGCCGCCGGUGCAACUCUCGUCCCCAUCAACGAGUCGCUGUAUAAUGCCACUGCAAUCCAGACAUCCUACGACGUCCAGCGCUUCGAAUACCGCGAGCUCAUGGACGAGUAUCUGCAGCGGCCUUCGCUUGGCGGGUCGCAGCCGAAGACGCUGAACGAGCUGUAUGAUCUCAGAGCCUCCAAGGAUUCUAAAGGCGAGUUCGUGGUGUUGCCCUCGCAAUAUGAGUAUGUCAAUACGGCACUCGUAUCCUCGACGAGCAACGCGACGUACUUGGAGCGCCGCAUUGGGAUCGACAAUCUCACCCUCGCGCUGCAGAAGACAUUUGCGGCAAACGCUCUCGACGCGAUUAUCUACCCCGAGCAGAAGAACCUCGUUGUGAAGAUCGGGUCGCCCUCGCAGUCGGGUAGAAACGGGAUUUUGGCGGCGCUGACGGGAUCGCCUGUUGUCACUGUGCCUAUUGGUUUCAGCAACGCAACAGCUGAGGCGCCGAUUGGUGUCCCAAUCGGCAUGGAGAUCUUGGGCCGGCCGUUCGAUGAGCAGAAGUUGCUGGGCAUUGGGUAUGCGAUGGAGAAGAUGGGGAAGGUGAGGCGGGCGCCGACGUGGGCGAGGGAGGUGGUUGAAGUUCCGAAGUAUAGCGAGGUGCCUGUUGUUACGCCGGACGGUGGGAAUGUGCCGAGUGCGUAUCCGCUGGGGACGUUGUAGAUGCCGUCACACGCCUUUGUUACGGGUUUAGCACAUAUGCUGGGCCAUAGCACGACCGUGAGUACAUGGUGAUGUUAUGCCUAAGGGGUGUGUAAUCACGGUAAUCUGCAGAUCAUUCGAGAACAUAAUUCAGUUGUAGAUUUAAGGGAGACACCCUACUCCA